Messenger RNA from Cydia fagiglandana, 1304 nucleotides. It is a transcript of the gene Daao1, whose product is annotated as D-aspartate oxidase. The record is from RefSeq and is a predicted model, not a curated record. Lineage: Eukaryota; Metazoa; Arthropoda; Insecta; Lepidoptera; Tortricidae. Gene Ontology annotation, cellular component: cytoplasm. Gene Ontology annotation, molecular function: D-amino-acid oxidase activity; FAD binding. Gene Ontology annotation, biological process: D-amino acid catabolic process. The coding region runs from base 237 to 1253 and encodes 338 amino acids. The transcript is spliced from 3 exons.
UGUGCUGCUCGCAUCUGAGUCUACUGCAGCUUCUUCAAUGUGAAUAUUCUCAAUUUGUCGAUUGUCUAACUUUUCGUUGGACGACAGUUGAUUAUAAUUCUUCCUCAGCGGUCGAGAUUCUGCAACAAAACAGGCGCUGGGGAUAUUGUCUACUGCUCCACAAACAUCUUCUCAUGGAUCUCCACAACGACUCCUCCCGCAUCCAUUGAUCUUGGGAGCCUUCCUACGCGAAAAUCAUGGAUCCCAGUUCGCUAAAAAUUGCCGUCUUGGGCGCUGGCGUGGUGGGUAUGACAGUGGCUAGGCUGAUUCAGGAUGAACUGAGGCAUUCGAAAAUCACUGUCGUUGCUGAUACUUUCAAAGAUGAUACACUCAGUACCAUAGCAGCCGGCAUUUUUCGUCCAGGGACCAGCUUCCGAGGCCCGAACAAAGAGACUACACAAAAAUGGAUCGACGAUUCGUGGCAUUAUUUUCAAAAUAUUUUAAACACAUCUGAAGCAGCGAACGCCGGCAUUAUGCCGGUGUCAUCAUAUAUAUUUUCAAAGAAUAACUAUCACGUGACAAGAAACCAUUUAAUUGAACAUUUGGCACCUAUAUACCGAUCUGUUGAUGACAAUGAACUAAAUAUAUGUGGCGAAGGUUGGAAGUACGGUUCAUACUUCUCAACGAUAAAAACAGAAUGCAGUGCGCACUUACCGUGGCUGGAACGGAUAAUACUUGAGAAAGGCGCCAAAAUAAUAAAAGGUAAAAUCGAUAACUUUGCAUCAUUAUCGCAUUUUGACCUUGUUUUCAAUUGCACAGGUUUUGGCGCGAAAUAUCUGUGCAAAGACAACGAUUUGGUUCCGCUGCGUGGUCAAGUGAUAAAGGUCAAGGCGCCGUGGUUAAAAUCAGCUUUUUAUGGGGAUUAUGACUCUUAUAUUAUUCCUGGUUUUAAUGGAAUCGCUACACUCGGUGGGACGCGGCAAUACGACAGUUACAAUGUCGAUGUUUGCAAGCACGACGCGGCGGGAAUCAUGGACAGGUGCUGCGAACUGGUGCCGGGCCUGCGCUCAGCCGAGGUGCUGGCGCACCGUGUGGGGUUACGGCCGCACCGCAUGCCGGUGCGCGUAGAGCCCGAGACAGUGGACGGUGUGAAGGUAGUUCACUGCUACGGUCACGGUGGCUACGGUGUCAUGACGGCACCUGGUACGGCUAUGCACGCGGUCCGAAUCGGGCUCGACUCACUUAGGAGCGGCAGCUUUAGAAAUAAGCUUUAACUAAAUUAUACGGAACAAUAUAAUAUUUUUCACCACACAGCGGCCGAUCGC